This is a messenger RNA of Cylicostephanus goldi, 209 nucleotides long. Lineage: Eukaryota; Metazoa; Nematoda; Chromadorea; Rhabditida; Strongylidae. The record is from the annotation of a GenBank genome assembly.
AUGACUCUAUGGCGUCGUCCACGGUCACCAGAAUGGACCGAUGUAGACCAGCGUUUUGAAGAGAUGUCGCGACGAAUUGACCGAGCCUUGGAUGAGUGUCGACAAGACAUGCGCCGAUUUGAAGAGAGUUUCUUCCCGGCAGCCAGAUACGGUGAAGCGCAGAAGGUGAUUUUUAUAUCAAAAUCGAAAACCUUUCUUGAAUUAUAAUU